AUGCUACACCGGUCUGCCUCAGCGAAUGCUGUGGCGACUCUUCGGAGACGUAGCAGGUCCUUUUCCAGUGUCAGUGGACAAACCACUGGUCGGCCGUUCUUAAGAAGAACGUUGUCGCAGAGCAGCAACAUAUCGAUGGUCUCCUCGCUCAACUCGAACCAGAAGCUGAGGGACGAGUCCUUCAAUGAGUUCUGGCAUUUCUUGUCUGGGGACGAGUACUACGGGGCGGUCAAUUCGCUGUGGGAUAAGUUGCCCCAGGACACGAAGGACAUCUUCGUUGCGAAAGUGGUCCAGAAACGGCGCAGCACAAAGUGGACCUACGAGGACGUAGGGGACCUGUUCACGGACCAGGCUGUACCCACGAAGAACUCGUUUAUGCACUAUCGAAGGCGGGUGUCUCCCUAUUUCAGGAAUAAUGCGCCCGGGAUCCGAGAGUCUGUCAUCUCAAAGACCGUGGCAGAUAUAUACAACAACGAGCUGACGGACGAGGAGCGGCUCGAGCUCAAGAGGGAGGCUGAGCAUCUGAGAGCCCAGACGUUAGCCGAGAGGAUCGAGAUCGCACAGCGAUACGUCGAGUUGAACACAAGAGGGCUCGAUGCAGACCCAUUUCUGGCGGAGGUACGGCAGUGGCGCGAAGAGAACCGGUCUUUGGCACCCUCGGUACAGCAGGUAAAUAGUUUGGUCGAGAAAUUAGACUUGGGCAAGGCGGAACCUGCUGUUGCUGUUGCUGCUGCUGCUGCCGCUAAACCGAGCUCAUUUGUCGGUGAAUUGACUGCUCAGUCCCGGAAGUUACUCAAUAAGUUCAAGUCCAAGUCCAAGAAGAAGAGGGGGAAGAACAAGAGCAAAAGCAAGAAGGCCGCGGAUGCGAGACCAUUGGAGAUUCUUGUUCCCCUGUGA
Messenger RNA from Huiozyma naganishii CBS 8797, 897 nucleotides. RefSeq lists its product as uncharacterized. The record is from RefSeq and is a predicted model, not a curated record. The coding region runs from base 1 to 897 and encodes 298 amino acids. NCBI's taxonomy places the organism in Eukaryota, Fungi, Ascomycota, Saccharomycetes, Saccharomycetales, Saccharomycetaceae. The transcript has a single exon.